CGCCUCCUCCGCUCCUCCUCCCCCCCCGCCCCGUGACGUCACCCCCGCGCGCCCCCGUCCCGCACGCGGCGCCGCCAUGAGCUCCACGGUGCCGUGCGCAGCCUGGGUGCGGCGCGGCGUUGCCAAGGAGACGCCGGACAAGGUGCAGCUGAGCCGCGACGAGCUCCGGCGCCUCGUCGGGGAGGCCCGCGAACGGCUGAGGGAAGGUGCUGAUGACAGCGAUGAAGAUGAGCAGGGCCAGACAGCAGAUGGCAUGGACGUUGCCGCCGCUGAAAGAGCUGAGUCUUCUCCUAAAAACGAAGACCAGGAGGAAACCUCUGAAAAGCUGACUGACGACGAACUGGCUGAAUAUGAUUUGGAUAAGUAUGAUGAAGAAGAAGACACAGGUGACACAAAGCUUGGAGAGACUUUGGCUGGCCUGGCAGUGUAUGGGAGCAACGAUCAGGAUCCUUACAUCACUCUAAAAACCACUGAUCAAUAUGAACAGGAAGACUUUUUGAUUAAAUCCAGUGACAAUCUUGUCCUUUGUGGCAGAGUUGAUAAAGACUACUGUAGUUUGGAGGUCCAUGUUUAUAAUCAUGAAGAGGACUCAUUUUAUGUACAUCAUGAUAUUAUCUUGCCUGCUUACCCUCUAAGUUUGGAGUGGUUGAAUUUUGAUCCUAAUCCUGAUGAAUCAUUAGGAAAUUACGUUGCAGUGGGUAACAUGACCCCAGUUAUUGAUAUUUGGGACCUUGAUAUAGUGGACUGCUUAGAACCAGUCUUUUCUCUUGGCAACAAGAAAGAGAAAAAGAAGAAAAAGAAAGGAAAAAAAAAUUUAUCUGCAGAAGGAACAGUGGAAGGACAUACUGAUGCUGUGCUUGAUCUUUCAUGGAACAAACAAAGCAGGAACGUUCUAGCAAGUGCAUCUGCUGACAGCACUGUGAUUUUGUGGGAUAUGUCCGUGGGUAAGGCAGCAGCCAGCCUGACGCUACACACAGACAAGGUCCAGACUUUGCAAUUUCAUCCAUUUGAAACUCAGACCCUUAUUUCUGGAUCUUACGAUAAAUCAGCUGUGCUGUAUGAUUGCAGAAGCCCACAGGAUAACCAUCGAAUCUGGCGGUUUAGUGGUCAGGUUGAAAGAGUAACUUGGAAUCAUUUUUCACCUUGUAAUUUCUUAGCAAGCACAGAGGAUGGCUUUGUGUACUGUCUGGAUGCUCGCUCUGAUAAGCCGCUGUUUACUCUGAAGGCUCACGAGGAAGAGGUAUCAGGGCUACAGCUGAGCAGUCAGGUCAAAGGGUGCCUUGUGACAUCAUCUGCAGACAAAUAUGUGAAAAUCUGGGAUAUCCUGGGAGACAAACCAAGUUUAAUCCAUUCCAGGGAUAUGAAAAUGGGUGUUCUCUUCUGUGCAGCUUGCUGCCCUGACUUCCCAUUUGUUUUUGCCUUCGGAGGAGAGCGAGAAGGGCUGCGUGUUUGGGAUAUAAGCACCAUUUCUGCAGUGAACGAAGUUUUUGGCAAAAGAGAGAGACUUGUUCUUACUGGCGCAAACUCUGCAGCUUGCAGCUCCGUGGCCAGCAGUAGCAGCAACAAUUCAGAGACAGCAAUGGAAUCAUGAUGGACCAAACCUCAGAAAUUCAAAGUAAUUAAAGGGACUGCAACGCGUGUAUUCUACAAAUUCCCCUGUUUGGACAUAGUUCAGAGAAAGGAUUCGUGUCAAGCAAUCUGCAGGCUUCUUCAUCUCAAAGAAACGUGGUUUAGCUCUUAAGUCAGGAGUUCCGAGUUUCUGCCUCUAGCACCAGCUUUGAAAGACUGAAUGACUUCCGUGUGUCUGAGAUUAUGAUCCCUGAGUUAGGGGCUGCUGUGUGUUUGUCGAAUGCUGCAAAGGAGGUAAAUAACGUGUAAUGGCAAAAGGAACGGUACUUCAAUCAACAGCUGUGUAAUGUCAGACAAAUGCUGAAAGAAAGGGCAAGUGUAAAUAGUCAGAUGAUUUAUCCUUGAGACUGGAUUUGCAGAUUUCUAACACAGAUUUUAAGUUUUUAAGAUUUUUUUAAAAAAAAGUUAUGUCUGAAAGAGUAUUUCUUGAAUACUAAGUUGGAGUCCCUGAGUAGAUUCAUUAAAUAUAACACCUCAGAUCACCAAUGUCCAACCAGAAA
Oxyura jamaicensis (ruddy duck) is the source of this 2129-nucleotide messenger RNA. It is a transcript of the gene PWP1, whose product is annotated as PWP1 homolog, endonuclein. Gene Ontology annotation, biological process: rRNA processing. Lineage: Eukaryota; Metazoa; Chordata; Aves; Anseriformes; Anatidae. Gene Ontology annotation, cellular component: nucleus. The transcript has 15 exons. The record is from RefSeq and is a predicted model, not a curated record. Gene Ontology annotation, molecular function: protein binding. Bases 77 to 1591 code for a protein of 504 amino acids.